CAAAGCCCGAGAUGAUCGUCCAUUGUUAGGAUCAACGGUGGUCGAUCAAGCGGCCAAGUGGCCAGCACUUGGCUUCCCACGGGAGGAACAAAAAAUUUAUCUGUAGCCUAGGUUAUUCCCUCAUUCGCUCAUUCUCUCUUCAUGGCUCUCUUGUUCUUCGAGGAGUAUGCCGCGAAUUCCUACCUCUACGCCGUCUUGGUGAUCGGAUUGGCAUCGCUUCUUCCCAUGGGAUUGCUGGAGCUCAAAGGAGGAGGUCUGAGGUACUCCAAAUUCGCCGAGGGGAAGAGUCCGCUAGGCGAAAUCCCCAGCAGAAUCGCCAUGUUUCUCUUCUAUUUCCCCUCGGCGGCAUUGGCAGGAGCUGUUUUGAGCGCCACCAUGGGAAUUCUCCCAUCGCCCGUCCCGGAAUUCCUCAAGAACGCUCACCCUAGUCCCAGGUUCCUGGUGCUCACCGCUGCGAUUUGCAUCCAUUUCUCCAAGAGGGUCAUCGAGGUGCUGUUCGUGCACAAGUACUCCGGCAAUGCCGAGCUCCUGUCCAGCUUGAGCAUCGUGUUCUUCUACACGGCCUCCACGGCCAAUCUCCUCUACGCGCAGCGAGUCGCGGAGGAUCUGGCACCGCCCAAGAUCGACUUGAUGUUCCUGGGGUGUGUGUUCUUCGUGGUCGGCAUCGUCGGGAACUUCUACCACCACGAUUUGCUCGCCCAGCUGAGAAGUGGCCGCUCCCCGCAGCAGCCGAGAUACGUGGUUCCUCACGGCGGAUUGUUCGAUCUCGUCGCGUGCCCGCACUAUCUGUUCGAGAUCAUCGAUUUCAUAGGCCUGGGGAUGAUCUCCCAGACUGCCAUCAGCGCCGCCACAGUGAUGCUCGUCGCCUUCUACCUCACCUCGCGAAGCAUUUCCACCCGGCGAUGGUACCUCAAGAAAGUCGAUGGCUUCCCGAGAGAGAGGAAGGCUUUGAUUCCAUUUGUCCUGUAAAUGACGUGUCAGUGACAUGUCAGCCGUGGUUUACACGUAAGAUUUUUCGGUGCCACAUCAAGAAGCGAUAUUCGUUUA
Molecule: messenger RNA, 1047 nt
Organism: Selaginella moellendorffii
Lineage: Eukaryota; Viridiplantae; Streptophyta; Lycopodiopsida; Selaginellales; Selaginellaceae
Product: 3-oxo-5-alpha-steroid 4-dehydrogenase 2
Exons: 2
Coding region: 142-969 (275 amino acids)
Biological process (GO): lipid metabolic process
Molecular function (GO): oxidoreductase activity, acting on the CH-CH group of donors
Source: RefSeq, a predicted model, not a curated record